UUUUCUUUCUCUUCUGAGAAAGAAUGUUUUGUGAUUGCAACAGGUCCAUGAACUGCACUGAAUUAUAUCUAUAGCAAAAAAGAAAACAUCUUCCUAAUUUUUUUUUAUAAAUAAAUCAAGAUUUACCAUUUAGAGGAAGUGCUAUGUGAGUUUCAAGAAUUAAAAAAAUGGGAAUUAUUAGUCAAGUGAUCCAAAAGAAACAGCACACAGUAGUACCAAUGUUAUGCCCAUUACUUCACAGCUUGUAGGGGCCUUGAGAAUUCUUGAGGAAGCUGACAAUUUUGAGAUAAUUCCAAGUAUUCCCAUGUGUUCUCCCUCUUUUUCUUUGCUCUCUUAUUUGAACUUAGUGUCAGAAAACUCUGCUGUGUAUUUCCUUGAGAUUUGCUCUAUUUUUUUUUCUAGUUUCUCACCAUGUGGGAAUCAGAAACUGAGUCUGUUAGUGGAAGAGAUUAUGGGAAUGGAGUUCUCAGCACAUGCAAACAUGGUGUCAAGACUGAUGGUUUUGAGCAAAAAGGACAGUCUUGGUAUGUAGCAACUGAUAUGCCCAGUGACCUUUUAGUUCAAAUUGGAGAUGUUAGUUUCCACUUACACAAGUACCCUUUGCUUUCUAGAAGUGGAAAGAUGAACAGAAUCAUAUAUGAGUCAAGGGAUGAAGAAUUGAGCAAAAUAGCUUUAGAUGACUUACCAGGUGGACCUGAGGCAUUUGAGUUAGCUGCAAAAUUCUGCUAUGGAAUUGCUGUUGAUCUCACAGCAACCAAUAUAUCUGGUUUACGAUGUGCAGCCGAGUUCCUGGAAAUGACUGAGGACUUAGAAGAAGGCAACCUAAUAUUCAAGACUGAAGCUUUUCUCAGUUAUGUGGUUUUAUCAUCAUGGAGGGACUCCAUACUUGUAUUGAAGAGUUGUGAAAGGUUAUCACCAUGGGCAGAAAACCUACAAAUCGUUCGAAGAUGCAGCGAGUCAAUUGCUUGGAAAGCGUGCGCCAAUCCAAAAGGAAUAAAAUGGCAAUACACUGGCAAACCGCCUAACGUUUCCAGCCCGAAAUGGAAUGAAAUGAAGGAUUCCAGCCCUAGCAGAAACCAGCAAGUGCCUCCUGAUUGGUGGUUCGAAGAUGUCUCUAUUCUCAGGAUUGAUCACUUUGUUCGAGUGAUUACUGCUAUUAAGGUAAAGGGCAUGAGACAUGAACUAAUUGGUGUUGCCCUCAUGCAUUAUGCUGCUAAGUGGCUCCCGGGGCUAAUUAAAGAAGGAUCAGGAUCGUUGGAUGAAGGUAGCAAUAGUAGUAACAGUAAUGGCAGUAGAAGCAGUAGUUGGAAAGGCAGUCUUCAUAUGAUAGUAUCAGGAUGUGGAGAAGAAGUACCAAGUGUUCAGGCCAAAGAUCAAAGGAUGAUUAUCGAAAGCCUAAUUAGUAUAAUCCCACAACAGAAGGAUAGCGUUUCGUGUAGCUUCCUUCUUCGUCUUUUGAGAAUGGCAAACCUGCUGAAAGUGGCUCCUGCACUUGUAACAGAAUUGGAGAAACGAGUCGGGAUGCAAUUUGAGCAGGCUGCAUUAGCUGAUCUUCUCAUACCAUCUUACAAUAAAAGUGAGACAUUGUAUGACGUUGAUCUUGUUCAGAGGCUUUUGGAACAUUUCUUAGUUCAAGAGCAAACAGAAAGCUCAAGUCCUAGUAGGAGUUCAUUCUCUGAUAAACAUAUGCAUGAUGCAAAUCAAAGGGGUACUAAUCUCAAUGCCAAGAUGAGAGUAGCACGGCUUGUAGACAGUUACCUCACAGAAGUAUCCAGAGAUAGAAAUCUUUCCUUGACAAAAUUUCAGGUCUUGGCUGAAGCUUUGCCAGAAUCAGCAAGAACUUGUGAUGAUGGAUUGUAUCGCGCAAUUGAUUCAUAUCUUAAGGCUCAUCCAUCUCUAUCAGAACAUGAAAGAAAGCGGCUAUGCAGGGUGAUGGAUUGCCAAAAACUCUCUAUUGAUGCUUGCAUGCACGCUGCUCAGAACGAAAGGCUCCCUCUAAGAGUAGUGGUGCAAGUCCUCUUUUCUGAGCAGGUGAAGAUCAGCAAUGCAAUAGCCAGCAGCUCACUCAAAGAUGCAGGAGAUUCUCAUUAUCAACCUCUUGUAUCAAACCGCAAAUCAUUGCUCGAAGCAACACCACAAUCAUUUCAAGAGGGAUGGACUACAGCCAAGAAAGACAUCAACACUCUUAAAUUUGAACUCGAGACCGUGAAAGCUAAGUACCUACAACUUCAAAAUGACAUGGAUAACUUACAGAGACAGUUUGAUAAGAUCACAAAACCAAAACAAGCCUCGGGUUGGACUGCAGGCUGGAAAAAGUUAGGCAAACUCACCAAGAUGACAAAUUUAGAAUCCAAUGAUAAUAGUCCUCAUGCCCCAAACACAGAACAGACAAGAAAGACUGCUAGAAGAUGGAGAAAUUCCAUUUCCUGAAUCCAAAUGUUAUAAGAGAAAAGACUACCAGAUAUACAAUACCUCUACAACCAAAUUCUGUGUUCAUUUGUGUUUGGAAUUCUCAUUUCCCUUCCUAUCUAAGAGAGUAGUCAAAAGGUUAUUUUUCCUUCUCCAAUUUUUCUUUAAUAGCAUCAAUUCAUCAUUCAUUUCCUAGCUUUCUGGUGUUUGUUUUUUCUGUAUUCUUUUGUAUCAUGAAAAGUAUGAUUUGCAUUUGAGAGUGAAGUGAAAUAUUGUUACAUAGUUUCACUGA
Messenger RNA from Lycium barbarum (goji berry), 2701 nucleotides. Its product is annotated as root phototropism protein 3. The coding region runs from base 412 to 2430 and encodes 672 amino acids. The record is from RefSeq and is a predicted model, not a curated record. NCBI's taxonomy places the organism in Eukaryota, Viridiplantae, Streptophyta, Magnoliopsida, Solanales, Solanaceae. Gene Ontology annotation, molecular function: protein binding. The transcript is spliced from 5 exons.